Lasiosphaeria miniovina is the source of this 3396-nucleotide messenger RNA. RefSeq lists its product as uncharacterized. The transcript is spliced from 6 exons. NCBI's taxonomy places the organism in Eukaryota, Fungi, Ascomycota, Sordariomycetes, Sordariales, Lasiosphaeriaceae. The record is from RefSeq and is a predicted model, not a curated record. The coding region runs from base 387 to 3077 and encodes 896 amino acids.
GUUCAAGGACUUUAAGAAACUCAACAUCAUAACUAAAACCACCCUAGAGUAGGCGGGCUUCUUAUCAAGCCCAUUCUGGCGUGUUUGGCGCGUUACUUAACUCCAGGAUUUAGGUUUGUCUAGUGGUGUAGUGGGAGUGCAGACGGGACCAAUGCUCCAGCGAAUGACGUACUUCCCAGCAGGCCAACAUAGGGUCUGCUAGGUCCCUAUCCGUACAGCCAAUCCGUCCGUGUCAUCGGCGCCACCCCAGCACGAACGGCAGGCAACCACGGCCAAAGCAAACUAACCUCCCUAGCAUGUCGGCCACGUUAUAACCAACCGCGCUGGUCACUCCCGUCUGGCUGCACCGCUGCAGUCAUCGCCAUUUCCCGUAUCUACUCAGCGUCAUGGGUCCUCGGAAGCGGGCAAGACGCAAUCCCGCCGAGGGAAGCUCAACAUCGACAUCCACAUCGACAACAGCGAUGCCGUCGCAACCAUCAUCCGCGUCGUCGUCAUCCACUCCGGCAUCGCAAUCGCAGCCGCCAGAGCUCCCUCGCGCUGCGACUGGUGCUACAGAUCCGGCAGUGCCAUCUGCUGGUCAGGAGAUACAGCACGAGUCCCAGCAACAGCAUGGGAAGGAGAAUGGCACCCCAAUACCAUCGCCUGGCAAGGCUCCGAAGCAGGUGCACAAAACUAGUAGUUGGUAUGGCUCGUGGCCGCGACCCCCCAAAUCCUCGGCUUCUACUCAGGUAGCUCGCGAGACAAUCCUAGGCGGUACUCUGCAGCCAAAGGCCACUGCCGACUUCAGCCGCUUUGAUACCAAGAAGAGCGCCGACAGCAUGAGUUUCGAUGGUGUGGCUCCGUCUACGUCCUCACUACUAAAAAUUCACGAGGAUGAAGCAGCCACAAACGAGCAGGUCCCCAAUCCCGCGCCUGAGUUUGAUGAGAAUGCGACAGCGAAGCCUGGUGACGCCCAUAUUAAGCGGGUGGACGAUGAGACAAUUCCAGAUGCCGCCCCAUUUGCGAAGCCGCAAGAUACUGGCUCGCAGGCUACCGACGAACCGGUACCGAAACCGCCGACUACGUCUAGCUGGCGGGGAUGGUUUGGAAACAAAACAGUCACUCAGGAGCCCUCUAUCUCAGAGCCGGCUCCCCCAAAUCCUCCUGCCCAAGAGCCGGCUCCUGGUCAAGAGCUUUCUGCCCCGAGGCCCGUUGCAUCAGAGCCGGUCGAGCCCGUCGCCUCGGAAACCAAGCCAACCGACCCUGUUCAAAAUGCGCAGUCAGAGCAGCAGGUUUCAGAAACUCACGGGGCUCUCAACCAGACGAGACCUAGUUCAUGGUUCGGGUUCUGGGCAACGGGUGUCGCAAACCCUGCUCCGACAGCCAAUGCACCAGGACCAACUUCCGACGCGGUGGAGACGAGCGAGCCACCGAAGGAACCCGAAGAUGUUGUGAUGGAAGAUGCUCCUCCGAUAGUCGCAGAUGCGAUGCCAGCACCACCGCCCAAAGCAGGGUCGACGUGGGCGUUUUGGUCCCGCGAUACGAGCUCAAAGUCUGGCAAGAUGCCUGCCGUCCGUGAGGAGCCGGGUCAGCUUGCUGUCAUUGGGGAUAGUUCCGAGUCGCACCCCAAAAGGACAAACUCGAUAGAGGUCAAGGACACCCAGACCAAGGACACUCCAGUCAAGGAGGCGCCCCUGAAGUCGACGGCACGGGACGAUCAGACAAAGGUCGUUGCGUCUCCAGCCAAGGGGACGUCGUCAAAGAAAAGCAAACGCGUCCGUCCGCAGUCAAUGGAUAUUGAUGACCUCCCCCCUAUCCGUCCCAGCACUCCGAAAUCGGAUCCGGCUGCGAAGGCCGGGCCUUCCAAAACGCCAACAUUGGCGAAAGCCUUGCCGCCGAAUCUCGUCCUCCCUUCCUUUAAUAAUACAUACCGUCUCAAAGAAAAUCCUUCCAUUGUGCAGCAGAUUGCACAGCUCUUACUCCGGACACAGCAGCCACCAGCAAACCACGUUUUCUUGGCGAGGGAACGGCCCAAGAUCAAGAAUGCCAUUGCAAUCGGCGUCCAUGGCCUCUUCCCGGCCACCUAUCUGCGCCCAAUGAUUGGCCAGCCGACUGGUACAUCUAUAAAGUUCGCGAACCACUGCGCCGAGGCCAUCCGCAGAUGGGCCGAUGCGAAUGGCUGCGAGGACUGCGAGAUUGAAAAGGUUGCCCUUGAAGGGGAGGGCAAGAUUAGCGAUCGUGUCGAGAACUUGUGGAGAUUGCUGUUGAAUUGGAUUGACCACAUCCGCAAUGCCGACCUCAUCAUUGUUGGUUGCCACUCCCAAGGCGUCCCCGUUGGCAUCAUGCUGCUUGCAAAACUCAUUGAGCUUGGCAUCAUCACAACGGCCAAGAUCGGUAUAUGUGCCAUGGCCGGAGUCUCUCUAGGCCCCUUUCCGGACUACCGAUCGAGCAUGGGAAUUCUCAUGGGGACGGCCGCAGAAUUAUGGGAGUUUGCGGAUCCUGAGAGCGAGGUGUCCAGGAGGCUCGAAUACUCUGUUAAGGCGGUGCUGCGCUACGGAACACGCGUCACCUAUGUUGGUAGCAUCGAUGACCAACUCGUCCCCUUGGAGUCCGCCAUCUAUGCUCCGGCCCACCAUCCGUACAUAUACCGAGCCGUCUUUAUAGAUGGCAGAAUCCACACACCCGACUUCAUUGCCCACCUUGUUGGCUUCGCGCUGAAACUGCGCAAUCUGGGCGUCACAGACCAUGGGCUCGUUCGAGAGCUGUCGCAGCCUCUUGCAGGGAGCUUGUAUUCUGGCGAGGGGCAUUCUAGGCUCUAUGACGAUGAGCAAGUCUACGAUCUGGCAGUGACACACGCCCUCGAGACGACCGACGUCGGCGACGUCCCGUGUGAAGUUAUCAAGCACCACAGCCCAUCGACCCCCAACCCGUAUCACCUGCCCUGGAUCAUGCGGGGCCUCCUCGAGGAGGACUUUGUCAAGACAGAGCUCUCCUCUGAGACAGCCGAGCUGCUCUGCCAGUUUGACGACUGGAAACCCACCACCAAGGCACUCAAAGACGUCAAGUAUAGACUAGAGGCGGUCCGGUCAAAGCUGUGAUGGGAUGUGAGUUUUCAUGUCCGCGGGCAUACAUAAAUCUUAGAUGGCAUUUAUAAAUGGGGUUCACCGGACUAUAUAACAAUGGUUCGGGCCGUUGGGUCGGGCCGAAGUGGAGCUGGCAUGGCUGGGAUGGAUAAGGUGGGAUGGAAUGGAACAGGCCGGGAUGGGAUCAUAUGGGGUUUAGGACGGACAGGAUGGUUUUAGGACAACAUAGCUUAGGUCCGCAGGCGAAGUUUUCGAUACCAGGUCGGUAACUGCAAUUUAUACGAGAUAUACAUAUGUACAAGCCUCUAGAAGGUCCAAUUGGUAUUUACAAGAG